Molecule: messenger RNA, 1593 nt
Organism: Chrysoperla carnea
Lineage: Eukaryota; Metazoa; Arthropoda; Insecta; Neuroptera; Chrysopidae
Gene: Xbp1
Cellular component (GO): nucleus
Molecular function (GO): RNA polymerase II transcription regulatory region sequence-specific DNA binding; DNA-binding transcription factor activity, RNA polymerase II-specific
Source: RefSeq, a predicted model, not a curated record
CAAUGAACCAAUGAUAAAACACCACAUCGAAGUUAAAUCGACACAGAAUUCUGUGACAAGUCUUGCAUCAGAAAAUAUCAAUAUUCAACAAAUAAGAAUGUUUAAAAGAAGAAGUGGUAAUCGUAUAAGUGAUCAAUAUUUUUAUAAUAUUGUUUUUUAGUGCAAUCGUGGUUAAUAAAACAAAUAACAAGUAUAGUUUAAGAUAACAGUGAUUAAAUAACGUCUCGGUAUCAAAUAAAAAUGAGUACACCGAUUUUGAUAACAAUUCCCAGUUAUGUUAACACCUCCAGAAAUUCCUCUCUGGUGGGUUACAAAACAACGUCAAAUAAUGAAAAUUCAAUAACAAGAGGAAAAAAACGAAGAUUAGAUCAUUUAACAUGGGAGGAAAAAGUUUUAAGAAAGAAAUUAAAGAAUCGUGUUGCAGCACAAACAUCACGUGAUCGUAAAAAGGCAAAAAUGGAUGAAAUGGAAAACUCUUUAAAUAUAUUGGUAAAACAGAAUGAAACAUUAAUUAAAGAAUGCCAAAGCUUACGAGAAUUCAAUGAAAAACUCUUAAAAGAAAAUGCAGAACUACGUGAGAAAAUGACAUCAACAUCAUCAUGUAGACAUCAGGUGUGUUCUGUCGGUUGCGGUCUCGUUAAAUCUGGACCAGCAGUGUCUGUUGAUAGCCCUCUGCAGCAGGGACGAGCAGCGCAACCGGCAGCACACCUACUUCUACAGAUAUUGAUGAUGCCUUCUCUUGCCGACAUCUGCGGAUUCGAUUCAGAGUUCGAUGCCGAUAAACUUGAAGAACUUGCCCAAAGCUUACUCCAAGAUAUCACUGGAGAACUUAAAGCAAGUAGUAAGAGAGAAAAUAUCGAGGGGCGAACUACAAAUACCAGCCAACAGUCUGAAACUUCAAGAUUGGUGGGGACGUCAUCAGAAUGCAUGGAAUCCAGUAGGAACGACAAAAGCAUAAAUGAAUUAAGCACAAACAGUUUAACAACAAAUCUAAAGAACGACAUAAGUAUAACAGAAAAUGAACGAUUAAAUGAAAUCGAUAAUUUAAAUAUUAAAACAGAAGUAAAAGAAGAAAUGGAUGAAGAAGUAUUAUAUGGUACAUACGAUGAAGAUUCAAAUUGUAUAACAAUUGUGAUCAGUGAUGAAAAUGAUGUUUGUAUUGAAGAUGCUGUCACAGAAGUAAUCACUACUGAUGUUCCAGAAGAGAAUAAUCAUUCAACAGAAAGUCUAAGUCAUUAUUUAUCAACAUUUGUUGAUACAGAUACAACAAUACCAUCAGUUGAACCACCAUUAAAGUUAUUAUCACCCAUACCUAGUAUAGCAGAAGUAAUGUCACCUGUUUCAAGUCGUGAUAGUUAUUCAUCAUCACCACAGUAUCAUAAACAACAUCAUGACAUAUCAGUCUCUGAUGGAGGCUACGAAUCUAUUGGUUCACCACUUAGUGAUACUUCAAAUCAUAGUGAAUUUAAUGAUUUAUGGAAUGAAAGUUUUCAAGAGUUAUUCCCAUCUUUAUUAUAGAUCUUUUUUUUUGAUUUAGUGCACUUUUUGAUAGUGAUUGGACAUUAAAAAAGACUUCUUUUAUUAGUUUUAAUU